CUGGACCAACAAUAAAACAGCUAAUGAUGCACUCACUGACGAAGGUAAAGUUGAGACCAGGCCACUUCUCCUGUCUCUUCUAAUUUCUCCUCCAAAAGUUGCCUCCUUUUUCUCAUUUCCCUAAUCUUCUGCUUCCAUUUCUGAAUCCAGUAGUUGAGAAUUCCUCUAAAUCAACACUUACCCAGUAGAGAUCCCUAAAUUGGGGAAAGGAGGUGGGUGUUUCCCCAGCAAGACAAGGUCCCCCAUUGGAGUACCACCUGAUCCCAACAGUACCCAAGCUUCUCCAGCUCCAUUGAUUCCAGAAGAACCAGCAGCAGAAGAAGAACAACAAAGUCGAAUCAUUACUACUGUUCAGAAGACCAGCAAUGGAGAAGUAGUAGUAAGCAAGAGACGGCUCAAGAUUUUCAUCAUCUUCUACUCAAUGUACGGGCAUGUGGAGAUACUGGCGAGAAAGGUUCGGUUCCAUGGCUGCUCAGAUGAAUGGGUUUUUUUGACAGUACUCAUGAGCUGUGGAUGGAGCAAAAACUGGCUGGGAAACCAGCUGGGUUGUUUGUCAGUACUGGUACUCGAGGGGGAGGCCAAGAGACCACUGCAUUGACAGCAGUAACUCAGCUAGUCCACCAUGGAAUGGUGUAUGUUUCAAUUGGAUACACAUUUGGAGCUGGAAUGUUCAGAAUGGAUGGCAUCAGAGGAGGUUCUCCUUAUGGCGCAGGGGUGUACUCUGGAGAUGGAAGCAGAGAACCGAGUGAAACUGAACUGGGUCUUGCUGAACAUCAAGGAAGAUACAUGGCCACUUUGGUCAAAAGAUUUGGCCAUUCCCCAUGAAUUGACACCUCUGUGGGAAGAACUUCAACAUAUCUGCAUAUGAUUCUUUUUGUAUAUAGGAUUGAGUUGGGAUUGGAUUGGAU
Molecule: messenger RNA, 908 nt
Organism: Linum tenue
Lineage: Eukaryota; Viridiplantae; Streptophyta; Magnoliopsida; Malpighiales; Linaceae
Source: the annotation of a GenBank genome assembly